AUGCAUCUCCCAAUAGAUAUGAAAACUUGGGUUGAUGAAAAGCUCUCAAAGCUUACCAUUGAAGAAAAAUCUCUCUUGCUUUCAGGCGUGGACCUGUGGAGGACAUACCCUGUUCCCCGCCUAGGAAUUCCCCAGUUGAAGACUACGGAUGGCCCUGUCGGUGCCCGGGGAGGUACUAUGGUCGAUGGAACUACUGCGGCAUUAACACCAAGCGCAGUAUCCCUUGCCGCUACUUGGGAUGUCGAUAUCAUCGCCGGUAUUGGCGAGCUUCUUGCUACUGAGGUUCGGGACAAGAAGUCAGAUAUCCUACUAGCACCUACUGUUUGCUUACAUCGUUCGCCGCUCGGCGGUCGAAAUUUCGAAUCCUUCUCCGGGGAUGACCCGUUCCUUGGAGGAAAGCUCGCUGCUGCCUACAUCAAUGCCGUCCAAUCCCAUGGCAUUGCAACAACAAUCAAGCACUUUGCUGCCAACGACCAGGAGACCAAACGGUUCGUUGUAAACCAAAUUAUGACUGAUCGAUGCCUCCGAGAACUUCAUCUGGUACCUUUCCAGAUUGCGCUCCGCGAUUCAAAACCAAUGUGUGUAAUGGCGAGUUACUCAAAGAUCAACGGCGUAUAUGCCAGCAACAACAGGGCUUUAUUGACUGGAAUUCUACGAGAGGAGUGGGGUUUUGAUGGUGUGGUUAUGAGUGAUUGGUUUGGUAUGAACAGUAUCGUCCCAAGUGUCGAGGCAGGCCUAGACUUGGAAAUGCCGGGCCCUGCCCGGAAGAGGGGAAAGAACCUAGUCGAUGCAGUUAAGAAAGGCUAUAUGAAGGAGUCGACUUUGGAUAUCAACGUACGGAGGAUCUUGGAAUUGAUCUACAAGACCGGAAAAUAUAAGAACCCAGACUGGGUCGAGGAGCAAGAAGAAGCGAUCAACCGACCAGAACAUCAAAAGUUUCUCCGAAGAGCUGCAUCUGAGGGAAUCGUUCUUCUCAAAAACGAGAAAAAAUUAUUGCCGCUUUCAUUAGGAACGACAAAACAAAUCGCAUUUAUCGGCCCAAAUGCUAAGGAGUCAGUGGCUGCCGGUGGAGGAUCCGCUUCAUUAAACCCCCACUAUCGUCAAACGCCUUUGGACUCAUUUGUCAAAAACGCCUCCGCUAAAUAUCCCAACUUGAAGGUCAAAUACGCUAAAGGCUGUCUUGCACACAAAUGGAUUCCAUUGUUCCCAGAGACUUGUGUUUCACCAAAGAAUGGCGAACAUGGCAUGCACAUGGAAUACUUUGACAACAUGCUCCACCGAGGACUACCAGUCCAUGCCGCACACCGGAAGAGCACAUUGCUCUCGUGCUAUGACAAUCUACCAAAGUCAUUUGUGCCGGGAAAGAGAUAUUCUUACCGCGCAGUCGGGCUUCUGACACCUAAAACAUCAGGACGACAUGUAUUCAGCAUGGGCACAUGCGGCCCUGGGCGUCUCUUGGUUGACGGGAAAGAACUCAUCAACAUCUGGGAUCGUACAAAGGAGUCGGAAAGGUCUGAGAUGUUUAUGGCCUAUGCCUCUCCGGAAAAGCGCUGUGAACUCGACAUGGUUGCUGGUAGGACAUAUAAUGUCACUGUCGAAGGGGUUUCACGUGAGCUAGAUCCAAUUCCAGUUCACUACACCGAUGAACUUUAUAGGGAUGAGGUGAUGGACGGUUCACGGGUCGGUUUCAUGGAAGAAGUCAAGGAGGACUUGAUGGGAGAGGCCAUCCAGCUAGCCCGCGAAUCGGAUAUUGUUGUAUAUGUUGGAGGGAAAAACAUCGAAUGGGAGAGCGAGGCUUACGAUAUGAAAUCUAUGGAUUUGCCCGGCCCCCAAAACGAUCUUAUUGCCAAGAUCCUCGAAGUUAAUCCUAAUACGAUCAUUGUCAACCAGUCUGGAUCUCCAAUCACUAUGCCCUGGAUCAAUGAGGCCUCUACUGUGCUUCAAGCAUGGUACCAAGGUCAGGAGCUCGGAAACUCCCUCUAUGAUGUAUUGGUUGGUCACAUUUCGCCAUGCGGAAAGCUCCCUGUUACAUUCCCUCGCCGGCUUGAAGACACACCUACUUUCCACAACUUCCCGGGGGAAAAUGAAAAGGUUAUAUAUGGUGAGGGUAUUUGGUUAGGAUACCGCCAUUACGAGAGAGCUAAGGUCCAGCCUCUGUUCCCCUUCGGAUUCGGUCUUUCGUACACAACCUUUGAGUACAAGAACACCCGUCUUUCCGGCGAUGUCCUUAGAGACACGCUCACCGUAUCGGUGGAUAUCACAAACACCGGAAAGGUUUCCGGGAAGGAAUCUGUCCAGUUUUAUGUCUCUCAAACCUCGAAGACUGGACUUAUUCGACCUAUCAAAGAGUUGAAGGGCUUUGCUAAGGUUGACCUACGAACGGGGGAGACAAAAACGGCGAGCUAUGUCCUCGACAAGUACGCUUUAGGAUACUGGGACGAGAAGAUGCGUUCGUGGACUGUUGAUAAGGAUGCAGAGUUUGAGGUGUAUGCAGCUGCAAGCUCCCAGGAUAUAAGGGGUUCUGCGAAGUUUAGGGUAGAAGGAACCAUGCAGUGGAUAAACUGA
This is a messenger RNA of Morchella importuna, 2565 nucleotides long. RefSeq lists its product as uncharacterized. The transcript is spliced from 5 exons. The record is from RefSeq and is a predicted model, not a curated record. Gene Ontology annotation, biological process: glucan catabolic process. Gene Ontology annotation, molecular function: beta-glucosidase activity. NCBI's taxonomy places the organism in Eukaryota, Fungi, Ascomycota, Pezizomycetes, Pezizales, Morchellaceae. Bases 1 to 2565 code for a protein of 854 amino acids.